CCCCCCCGACCCUCCCCGCCUCCGUGGUUCUAGUAUCUUCAGUCCUUUGGCCAGCCACCAGCAGGUGGGCAGAUGCCUCUGCGUGUUCCUACGGACGCUCAGGAAGAGCGAGUGCGCAGGAGUCAGCAGCCGAGGUCCCAUCUCUCAGCGGUCCCGGAACAGCUCAAGCAGGGAAAAGGGACGCUCCCCAGAAUGUGAGACUCCCACCAGGAAAGGCUGUCUGUUUGACAGCCCCUACGACCUAAGCGGACCGUGCUGCCACCCCGAGUUGUCCUUUGAGCGUGCGGGAGUCAAAGGUGUUGGGCCAGAGCAGCAGCAGCGAUUCCUGUAUCUCUUCGAGACGGCGCCAACCCGCACCCAGCCUAAGCUUCAGGCAGCCCCGAGACGUCCUUUAGUGCGCUGAGAGUCAGCGCGGCCCGGGGUCCCGGUGACCCUGGAAGCCCCUGCAGGAGCUCCCUCGAUUCCCACCAGGCAGCCUGCCUGCCAGCGUGGAAGAAACCUGGAAAGGCUGGAGUGAACAGUCUUGAGACCACGGAGAGAGGAGGGGCGUCCUGGCCCAGGCCCUUCCCCACGCGGGGCGACCGUGGUCCCCAGACCUGCGGGCCAUGGCGGACAGUGGCGGCUCCACCAGCAGCUCCAGUCCCUGGUGGAAAUCACUAACCAGAAAAAAAAGCAAGGAGGUCACUGUGGGGGCGCAGCCUCAUGUUCAGCCAGAGGCCGAGGAUCAGUCACCACCUUACUUGGAUCGGACUAGCAGCUCUCGAGAGAACCAGCAUUCCCAUGUCCUUGGGGACACCGGAGAGCCUCCAGAUAAGUUGUGUGAGGAGAAAUCCGGCAAUAGCCGGCGCAAUUUGAAGAUCUCGCGCUCAGGCCGAUUUAAGGAGAAGAGGAAAGUGCGUGCCACACUGCUUCCUGAAGGAGACAGGUCCCCUGAGGAGGCUGACUUUCCAGAUGACCCCCAGGGGGACAAGCAAUAGCCUGAGCAAGCUUCUGAGAGAGAGAGAGAGAGAGAGAGAGAGAGAGAGAGAGAGAGAGAGAGAGAGAGAGACACAGAGACAGAGACAGACAGAGACAGAGACAGAGAGAGACUAUUACCCAAGUUCAGAAUAUUCAGAGGCCCAAGGCCUUCAAUAUUUAAAUUUUUUCCAGAAAGUGAAAUGUCAGCGGAGUCUUCAAUAUUCCAUGAUCAAAGACGAGUAAGUAUUUAUUUGUGGGAAGGAUAGGUAUCUGCUUCCGAGGAAGUCGGCUUUUUAGAAAGUUAUUCUGAGGCCUCGCUGUUGUUCCCAUCACCUGUGGGAGUGAAAAGGCUGAAUGGAUCUCUUGGAGGCAAUAAGUAUGUAAUCAUUUCUCCCGCUUCCCAGAUGAGGAAGUCGUGCUCUUACCGAGAACUCCAGAGAGCAAAUUACAGUACUGUUUUCAAUGACUGAGACAUGCACUUUAGGGUACUACCCUAGAUUUAUUCCUAUGUGAAGGGGUGGGAGAGAACCCCCGCUCCUAGUUUAGAAGCGUUGAGAAGAUUGUUUUAAAUGAGGACUGCAAAGCUGUAUGCCUGUUUAUUGUGCACUAUUAAAAUUAUUGA
Molecule: messenger RNA, 1579 nt
Organism: Peromyscus californicus insignis
Lineage: Eukaryota; Metazoa; Chordata; Mammalia; Rodentia; Cricetidae
Gene: Prr15
Product: proline rich 15
Exons: 2
Coding region: 606-977 (123 amino acids)
Source: RefSeq, a predicted model, not a curated record